Molecule: messenger RNA, 1157 nt
Organism: Drosophila kikkawai
Lineage: Eukaryota; Metazoa; Arthropoda; Insecta; Diptera; Drosophilidae
Gene: Asciz
Product: ASCIZ zinc finger protein
Biological process (GO): regulation of transcription by RNA polymerase II
Cellular component (GO): nucleus
Molecular function (GO): transcription cis-regulatory region binding; DNA-binding transcription factor activity, RNA polymerase II-specific
Source: RefSeq, a predicted model, not a curated record
UGUAUUAUCGACAGCGCUAAACAAUAAUGGCCAUCUCCAAUAGCAACAAAUCAAAAUUUACCCCGGAAAUUCGGGAAUUACUGCCCAUCCGAGAGCACAGGUGCGAAAGAUGCCCCAAUUUGGUGUUCGGCAACCAGAGCCACUACCAGCUGCACCUGCGCCAGCGCCACAAAGUGGUCAUACCGCCGGAGCCAAGCGGAAAAGUUACCGAAUUCCAUUGUCCCGUGGAGAAGUGCAUCUAUCAUGAGGCCACCAAAGGAUCACGCAGCUUUAGCAGCCUGCGCCUGCUGCGUCAGCACUACCAGAAGAGCCAUCUGGACAAGAAGUACAAAUGCGAGGAGUGUGGCGAGAAGUUCCUGCUGCAGCGGCACCUGGAGAAGCACCAAUGCUCCGAACACAAGUGUCCCGUCUGCGAGCUGACCUACAACAGCAAGGCGGGUCUGAGAACGCACAUGCGACGCAAGAACCAUAUCUUGGAGGAGGAGGAAUCGGAGAAGGUAGCCAUACCCUCGUUGGCCACAUGGAAGAAGCUGAAUCCGCAGCCUGAUAUGCUUCUCGUGGAGACCCAAAUCCCACUUGCAACAGAGAUGAGUAUUGAGCCUCAGGUGGAGCAGCCAGAAGAGCAAAUUCUUUGCUUCCUGCCCAUCGUGGACGUUGAGUACUCGAAUAUGCAGCUGCAGUCACAGAAACUGGACAUGGAGACGCAAACGGAGGAGAUUGAUGACCUGGAGGAAAUCAAGAACGAGGUACUGGCGCCCUUGCUGCGAGAUAUCCAAACCCAAACACCCGAUACCCGCGGCGAUAUAGGAACAAUGACGGAUGACUUUCCUGAUGAGCUGCAGCCGGUGGAAGAGCAGCAUCAUCAACAGCAGGAGCAGCCAACCGCAGUCCCAGUUGAGAGUAGUUUUGAGCCUCUUUUUGGCUUGCAAACAUCUGCCCACAUGUACACCCAGACCUGUGACGAGCUCUUCGAGGAGCUGGGGCUGUCGCACAUUCAAACCCAAACCCACUGGCCGGAUGGCCUUUACAAUACGCAGCACACGCAGACCUGUGACGAGAUGCUGGAUGAACUAGAGUUCCUGGAGAACUUUCAGUCGACGUACACGCAAACCAAGUGGCUGGACUGGCAAGAGAAUGGAGAGCAAGGCAGUUAGACA